AAUAGCAUUAAAUCAAUCACCAUGUCCGAAUCAGCCGAUGUUUUAUAUGAAGUCAGAGAUAGAACUGCAAUUAUCACCUUAAAUAUUCCCAAGAGGUUAAAUGCCCUUAAUGGAGAACAAUAUUUACAAUUGGGUAAAUUUGUGGAAAGAGCUAAUGAAGAAGAAGAUACUGUUGCUACUAUAAUUCAAAGUACUGGUAGAUUCUUUUCUGCUGGGGCCAAUUUCGCUGAUAAAAAGUUACAAGAAAUUGAUGCUGAGACUUUGUUCAGUCAUGAAUAUUGGUUAGAAAGAUUUGUUGCCAGAAAUGUUUGGUUAACUAAUGUUUUCAAUAACCAUAAGAAAAUCUUAGUAGCUGCUGUUAAUGGACCAUGUAUUGGAUUAAGUACAGGAUUGUUAUUAUUAUGUGACUUGGUUUAUGUUAAUGACAUAAACAAAUUUUACUUGUUGGCACCUUUUGCCAAUUUAGGUUUAGUUGCUGAAGGUGCAAGUUCAGCCACUUUAUUUAUGAGAUUGGGUUGGUCCAAGGCCAGUGAAGCUUUAUUAUUAGCAAAACCAAUUUCUGGUCAAGAUUGUUACAAUGUUGGACUUAUAAAUAAACAUUACGAAGGUAAAUUCAAAACAACUGAGGAGUUUAACCAACAAGUUUUUAAGGAUAUUUAUGAUGCUUUUGAAAACUUACAUGAGGAUUCGAUUUUCCAAAAUAAGCAAUUGUUGAAACAACAAAGAGAUGUUUACAUCAAUAAUGCUAACUCGAACGAAGUUCAAAGAGGUUUAGGUAAAUGGUUAGAAGGCGUUCCUCAGACCAGAUUUGCUCAAUUAGCCAUGAAGGAAGUUAAACAUAAGCUUUAGAUAUUUGCUACAUAGUUCACAAUAUAGUCUUGAUUUUUUU
Spathaspora passalidarum NRRL Y-27907 is the source of this 889-nucleotide messenger RNA. It is a transcript of the gene ECI1, whose product is annotated as dodecenoyl-CoA isomerase. Gene Ontology annotation, biological process: fatty acid beta-oxidation. The transcript has a single exon. Gene Ontology annotation, cellular component: peroxisomal matrix. NCBI's taxonomy places the organism in Eukaryota, Fungi, Ascomycota, Pichiomycetes, Serinales, Debaryomycetaceae. Bases 22 to 849 code for a protein of 275 amino acids. The record is from RefSeq and is a predicted model, not a curated record.